AAAGUUCUUGGUUUCCUGAAAACCUACAAUGAGCUUCUCUCCUAUUUCUUCUUCCUCCCUACUGAGUGACAGUCAUGUCCAGAGCCUUCUAUUCAGGAAGAUUCUGAGCAGGUCCUUUUUUCUUGGCAGGUGUGCCAUGGAGCCCUUCUGUCCACUCCUGCUGGCAAGUUUUAGCUUGUCGCUUGCCAGAGCUGGCCAGGGCAACGACACCACUCCAACAGAGAGCAACUGGACCAGCACAACUGCAGGCCCUCCGGACCCUGGCGCAUCCCAGCCGCUGCUCACCUGGCUGCUGCUGCCUCUGCUCCUCCUCCUGUUCCUCCUUGCAGCCUACUUCUUCAGGUUCAGGAAGCAGAGGAAGGCUGUGGUCAACAGCAACGACAAGAAGAUGCCUAACGGAAUCCUAGAAGAGCAAGAGCAGCAGAGAGUGAUGCUGCUGAGCAGAUCUCCAUCAGGACCCAAGAAGUACUUCCCCAUCCCCGUAGAGCACCUGGAGGAGGAGAUCCGGGUGAGAUCUGCGGAUGACUGCAAGCGGUUCCGGGAGGAAUUCAAUUCAUUGCCAUCUGGACACAUACAAGGAUCCUUUGAACUAGCAAAUAAAGAAGAAAACAGAGAAAAAAACAGAUACCCCAACAUCCUGCCCAAUGAUCAUUGCAGAGUGAUUUUGAGCCAAGUGGAUGGAAUCCCCUGCUCUGACUACAUUAAUGCUUCCUACAUAGAUGGCUACAAAGAAAAGAACAAAUUCAUAGCAGCUCAAGGCCCUAAGCAAGAGACAGUGAACGACUUCUGGAGAAUGGUUUGGGAGCAAAGGUCAGCCACCAUUGUCAUGCUGACAAACCUAAAGGAAAGGAAGGAGGAGAAGUGCUACCAGUACUGGCCAGACCAGGGUUGUUGGACCUAUGGCAACAUCCGGGUGUGUGUAGAGGACUGCGUGGUUCUGGUGGACUACACCAUCCGAAAGUUCUGCAUCCAUCCGCAACUCCCCGAAGGCUGCAAAGCUCCACGGCUGGUCUCCCAGCUUCACUUCACCAGCUGGCCUGACUUUGGGGUGCCGUUUACUCCCAUCGGAAUGCUGAAGUUCCUGAAGAAAGUGAAGACACUCAACCCCUCACAUGCUGGGCCCAUUGUGGUCCACUGUAGCGCGGGCGUGGGUCGGACUGGCACCUUCAUUGUGAUCGAUGCCAUGAUGGACAUGAUACACUCGGAGCAGAAGGUUGACGUCUUUGAGUUUGUGUCUAGAAUCCGCAAUCAGCGCCCUCAGAUGGUCCAGACAGAUGUUCAGUAUACAUUCAUCUACCAAGCCUUACUGGAAUACUACCUCUAUGGGGACACGGAACUGGAUGUGUCCUCCCUGGAGAGGCACCUGCAGACGCUACAUGGCACAGCCACCCAUUUUGACAAGAUCGGGCUGGAGGAAGAGUUCAGGGUCUCCUGCUGCAGGUCUGUCAUGCUCUGCUCUAACUACAUUGCUUGGCUGCAGAAACUGACCAACGUGCGAAUCAUGAAGGAGAACAUGAGGACGGGCAACCUGCCUGCCAACAUGAAGAAGGCCCGUGUCAUCCAAAUCAUCCCAUAUGACUUCAAUCGGGUAAUCCUCUCCAUGAAAAGAGGGCAAGAGUUCACAGACUAUAUCAACGCAUCCUUCAUAGACGGCUACAGGCAGAAGGACUACUUCAUGGCCACACAGGGGCCUCUGGCUCACACAGUUGAGGACUUCUGGAGGAUGGUGUGGGAAUGGAAGUCACACACAAUCGUCAUGCUGACCGAGGUGCAGGAGCGAGAGCAGGAUAAAUGCUACCAGUAUUGGCCAACGGAGGGCUCAGUGACUCACGGGGAUAUAACCAUAGAGAUAAAGAGCGACACCCUGUCUGAAGCCAUCAGCAUACGAGACUUUCUGGUUACUUUCAAACAGCCCCUGGCCCGCCAGGAAGAGCAGGUCCGCAUGGUGAGACAAUUCCAUUUCCAUGGCUGGCCUGAGGUUGGAAUCCCUGCUGAGGGCAAAGGCAUGAUUGACCUGAUUGCUGCAGUGCAGAAGCAGCAGCAGCAGACAGGCAACCACCCCAUCACCGUGCACUGCAGCGCGGGAGCAGGGCGGACAGGUACGUUCAUAGCACUCAGUAACAUUUUGGAACGAGUGAAAGCUGAGGGACUCCUUGAUGUGUUUCAAGCUGUGAAGAGCUUAAGGCUUCAGAGACCACACAUGGUGCAAACCCUGGAGCAAUAUGAAUUCUGCUACAAAGUGGUACAAGAUUUUAUCGAUAUAUUUUCUGAUUAUGCUAAUUUCAAAUGAAGAUUCCUGCCUUAAAAUAUUUUUUAAUUUAAUGUGUGUACGGGGGACAACCCCAGGGUCCGUCACUGCUUCAUACAGGUGAACAGGUCACCAAGCUUCUCUUCGGCCCUGAGUUCUCUUCAGCUCUGAGUUCCAUCCAGAGGCACAAGCUGGCACCCAGCAUGCAGGGUGAGAGCACACAAAGGCUGCUGCCACCACCACCAGCUGUGGCCAGGGCUGGCUGCCUGUGCUUUCUGGGACCUCCCCUUCUCUGAGCAGCAGUGGGGCACAGGCAGAAGGCAGAAGAGCAAGGAGCUUUUCCUGGCCAGUGGUCUUCUUUGCCUCCAUCUUAGACCUCAAGCUCAACGCUUUACUUUAACUGAAAUGAGACAAUGGGCAGUAAGCCCACUAGAACGAAGGGGACCUCACACUGGUCCCAAGCCAAAGUUUGGCCAUACACGUUAGCACCCCAACUUAGUUACUGGUCCUUACAAUCCCAGGCAUCUCUUGUAUCAAGAAAUGCUUUAGGGUAGAUCUUUUCAGGAUGUCUAGAGUAAAGUAUUCUAAUGUGUGUUUUUCCUCACCUUGGGGCUGUCCCAGGUUCUCCUGCAGGAACCCUGCCUGUUUCUAAACAGCUUGUCCCACUCCAGAAACAGAAUCCACACUCCUGUGGGCACAGUUGGAGCAGCACUUAUACUUUGGAGGGGCCAAUCCCUCUAGUCUUUUGGCUAAUAAUGUCAUAGCCAAAUUCAGCCUCCCUAAGACACAGAGCCUCUGUGUGCAAGGGGCCUCCAAAGGGGGUGUGGGAGGGGGCUCAGCAUCUUCUCUGUGUACCUGGCAUGUUCUUUUCUUCUUCCUUCAGCCAAAGAAGGUCUGUUGUACACCUGUCAACAGCCUGGCACCAACAACCUUCUUAGUUCUUUGUUGCAUGCAAUUGUGUUCAAUGCCAAACAGUAAUCAGAGCUGAGCGUUCUGAUCAGGUGCGUCCCUUGGUCACUAUGUGACUUGCUUUACUUUUCUCUCUCCAUGGGCUAGAUGAACGAGGAAUGCACACCUGUGUUUUCCAAGGUAUUUUUAUGUGUUUUUAAAACCUUUUUAAAAUGAGCCUGAUACCUGUUUCAGCAUUUGGCCACGUUAUUGGUUUUUGAUGGGUUUUUUUUUUCACGUAUAUUUACUGAUAUAUUUUUGUUUGUAACCAAGCCAUGUUUAAUUUAUGUGCAAUCUUUAUAAUAUGUGUAUGUGUCAUGGUUCCAACUCUCAUAUAUUACUCCUUGAUUACAUUUACCGUUUGAUCUUGCUCUGAUUAUGCCAGUGAAUGUCGAUGAAUUCUUGAGACAUGUGAACAGCAAGAUCGAAAACAUCCUGAUGCAAGAAUAAACCUCUGACUACCAGCCUGUA
Messenger RNA from Grammomys surdaster, 3667 nucleotides. It is a transcript of the gene Ptpre, whose product is annotated as protein tyrosine phosphatase receptor type E. The coding region runs from base 29 to 2290 and encodes 753 amino acids. Gene Ontology annotation, molecular function: protein tyrosine phosphatase activity. NCBI's taxonomy places the organism in Eukaryota, Metazoa, Chordata, Mammalia, Rodentia, Muridae. The transcript is spliced from 20 exons. The record is from RefSeq and is a predicted model, not a curated record. Gene Ontology annotation, biological process: protein dephosphorylation.